AUGUCUCGAUCGUUAUUUGAUAUUGAAUUUCGCUUGGUUAUCGAAAGAUUUCAAUUACAAAUACCAUUAAAAAUGUUGAGAGAGAUUCAAUUGAUAACUGGUUUAAUUCAAGCUAAUGCUUUGCAGUCAAACUACGAAUCAAAUUGGGUAUAUCAAGUUAAUCGAACAGGUACAGGAUUUGAUGUGCGUUAUGAUGUCUCUGUUAUCCCUCGUCAAUUUAGCAAUUGUAAUUGUCGCACAUCAUCAAAUUGUCGUCAACUAUCAUCAAUGCGUAGUAAGAAUGGAACAAUUUUAUUCGCCAUACCUGGUUUUUAUGUUGGUUGUCUAUCUAGUGAAGCAUUGAUUCAAUCAACAAUGGAAUGUUUCUAUAAUCAAUCGUUCAAUGCAACGACAAUAUCUCAUGUUACGACUCGCAUGAGCGGUACUCAGCAGUACAGGAAUGGUAGUACCGAAGGUGGUACUCUCUUAUGGAUCUAUGGAACUGGUUUUGCACCGAAUGCUUUCAGUACAGAACCAUCAACAGCAAGAUCAAAUACAAUACAGUUGAUUAGAGGCAAUGAUACUUAUGACUGUGAAGGGAGUAUUGAAAGAGUGACAGAUACUCAGUUGGCAUGCUACACUCCACCAAUGUCUCCAGUUGUAACGGAUAUCUCAUCUGACACUGGAAGUAUCGAAGGUGGUACAAUCUUAACAAUUAAUGGAGAAUAUUUCAGUGAAAGUAAUCAAUAUCCACUGGCCGUCAAUGUUGGUGAUGAGUCAUGCAAUAUCAUCAGUUCUGAAUUGACUUUUAUUCAAUGUCAAACAUCAACAACGCCCGUUAACAAUCGCAAUCAUUAUCGUGGUGGCCGUGGCCUACACAUCUUCUAUCAACCUGGUUUCACUAGUUUAACGAGUUUAGGCAAUGCGAAUCCUCCAAUGCCCAGUGCCACUGCCAAUCGAACAUGGACAGGAGAAGCUUCAUUUUCCUCUAAUUUUCCAUCUGGUGCUACCGUAUGGUUCAUUGGAUUUCUACGUACACCAAUGACGGCUGCAUUCAAUUUUCGGUUGGAAACCAAUUCUCAAGCCAUAUUAUAUCUGAGCAGUGAUGAAGAUCCUACUAACAAAGCACGAAUUGCCACGAACUCAGCCCCAAAUUCAAACAGAAUUGUACUACAAAAUAAUACUGACUAUUACAUGCUUUGUGUGGGCUCCACUUCGAUGGGCAAUUUUCGUUUAGAAAUAAAAACAGCUAUGCAACCAUUGAAUGCAAGGGCAGGAAUGAGCUCAUCCGGUACGAGUGAAAUUCAACGUAUUACCAUUGGUGCUCCCGUUACGAAUGAACAGCAGCGUAUUGUCUAUAUGACUAAUUUGGCUACCGCUGGAGUCGCUGAAGUUCAAGAUGUAGAAGCUGUUUUUGAAAUAUUUCAAAUCGGAUUUGAAGGAGUGUAUACAGGACUUCUUGAUGGUCCACCACCUCCGCAAGAUAUUCAGGAUGCUCUCAAUGAUUUGCCGACAAUCUUUCCGUUAUCUGUUACGGUCGUACUCGUAGGCACGGCAUAUCGAGUCACAUUUCCAGUCGAAAUGGGCGAUGUUUCACCAUUUACUGUCAUAUCCGCAGCAUACAAUCAAACGCAGAGAGCAACCGAAAUAGUACAAGGCAUUCCGUCGAAUUCGAAGAUAGCCUUUCAGCUCGAUGGAGCAACAACAAGCUACUUGAAUUUUCGAGAUGAUAAUAUAACAGAUGCUAUACUAAGAGAUGAGUUUAUGAAUUUGUUCAAUAUUCGAUGUCCACCGUCAUUGAAUAAUCCACUUACAACACCAUCUAUUGUUUAUACGGAGGAAUUUGAAGCCACAGGCUCAUUCGAUGAGUCUUUCGAUAUUAAAGAUAUGGCCUUCUGUGGACGUGGUGCACUAAGAAACUCAAGUCAAAAUCUUAUCUAUGGAAACACAUUGAUUGCAGAUUACAUGUGCUUUGCUUAUAAGAUCGUUAUAGGAGGAUCGAUUACUAUAAACUUUCUAAUUGAAAACGAUGGAAAUCCACCAGUUCUCGAAAAUAUUCCUAUGAAUCUAAGAGCAGAUUCACGUUGGCACUAUACAUGCAUCAAUCUACGUGACACACUUGAACAGUAUUCUUUUAUGUAUUUAACUGUUACAUCGUUUGUAAUUCUUCAAGCCAAUCUCAGUUAUUUCGCUCCAUUAACUAUCAUGAUUGAUACAGUGACAUUACGUAAUACCUUACCUAUCGGCUAUGAGGAUGACAAUAUGAUUAUGUCAACCGAUCAAUCAUCCAUAGGUCCAUGUACAUUUCCAUUUUUUUACAACGGUAAAAAUCAUUCAUCAUGUGUACUUGACGAUUAUAAUCUGCCUAUAUGUGGUUUAACUUCCAAUAGAAGAUUCUACUGUCAAAAUUCAUCUAUUGAAGGCGUUCGACGACUCUAUCCGAAAUAUCAGUUGUUAGAUAAUUCAUUUCAAGCCAAUCAUAUACCAUCGAAUAGUACUAUUGAUAUUUCCUUUCGAUAUACAGCAUGCAUGUCACCAUCAUUGGUUGGUCAAGUAAUUUCAAUUAGAAAUGCUUCAAAACCGGUCCGUGGCUAUUAUUCUAUAAUGUUCGAUGGACAAAUAUAUUCUCCGAUUCCGGUAGCAAUAAGUGGAUCCAAUUUAGCCAAUGUACUUCAAUCAUUCUCCGAUUUCGGUUACGUAAAUGUAAGUCGCACGGGAGAAUGUUAUCAGUACGCAUACACGAUUCAAUGGUUAGUCAAUGGUGAGCAACCACUCAUUUCAAUAGCGAAUUCGUCUCAAGUGACACCAAUCAAUACACCAAUGAUUGUUUCGUCCAUACAACGUGGUAGUACUAUCAAUGUAUUCUACAAUCUACCAAAUGAUAUACUACGAACCUACCAUAUGACACCUCAGGUAGAAGUACUUGUGGGUGGUUAUCCGUCUUAUUGUUCCAAAGAGAAUAACAGUUGUGAAUUUCAACGGUCAAUUAGCGAUACACCUCAGAUUACAUCUGUCGAGCAGAAUGGAACAACAGUAACUAUUCGUGGUACUGGAUUUAGUAUGAAUUUCGAGUCUAACAUGAUUUCAAUUGGUGAAAGUGGCUCGUGUACCGUACAAGCAGUGAGUGUAACAUCAAUUCAAUGCACUAUUAUCAACGCACCUUCAGGUCGACACAUUCUACAACUCAACGUUGCUAAUAAAGGUCUUGCUUCAAGUAACGAUAUUUAUAUGGUUAAUGUGCCGUUAUUUAUCACUUCAUUUGAACCAAAUGGAGGAGACUCCGGUGGAGGUUAUACAUUGACAGUUGUUGGAGGUGGAUUUUCAUCGAAUGCUCUAAUCACUCUGGGCGAAAAUUUUUGUAUAAAUGUGAUCGUCAUCAGUUUCACUACCAUCCAAUGUAUCGUUCCUCCAAGUAGCAGUGGAAGCUUAACUCAAGUAAGGGUAACUGUCAUUGAUAGUACGAAUUCAGCUAUGGCAACUGUACAAUUCACAUACAAUGUAACAAUUGCACCAACUAUUCAUUCUAUCAAUCCAACGUAUGUGACAAUGAGUGGUGGAUUAUUAGAGAUUAAUGGUACCGGAUUUGGCAAUCGUGAUAUUUCCGUUUUUGUUGUUACGAAAAAUGCUCGUAUUUUAGCCUCAUCAAACAAUCAUAUUCUAGUGAGUUUGAGUGCACUACCACCCGGACUCUAUCCAAUCACAGUUCGUACGUCAAUGGGUUUUGCACGACCUCUCUUUCAUAUUGAAUAUCGAUUCUAUAUACAACAAAUAUCACCACAAGUUGGCUCAGCCUACGGCGGCACUGAUAUUUAUCUUAAUGGCAAAGGUUUCGAAAAUGGAACACGUAUUCAACUUCGUGAUCGAAAUAAUCGCAUUGCUCCUUGCAAUAUUCUUUCAGUUCAAUCGAAUCAAAUUCAUUGUCGAACAACGUCACCUUCUCGUCAAGUGACAAUCACAUCGUAUGGCACCCAUCCAACAUAUGGAUUUGGUUAUUCGUGGUUUCCUAUUCGUGAAACAGUACAACAAGGAACUAUUGUUACAUGGUAUUGGGAUUCAGCUCAACUUCUUUCACCAGUUUAUUACAAAGUACAACAAGUUGCCAACGCAUACAGUACCACACCAGUACCAAGCGGAUUUGAUUCGGGUCCAGUAACGUCUUCUGGUUCAUUUUCUCAUCAAUUCGAUACCUUGGGUACUUUCUAUUAUUGGGCGCCGAAUGUCCAUCAAUCUAGUGGAUAUUCCAUGCGAGGUACCAUUGAUGUUGUAGUUCGAGAAUCUGAAACAAUGACUGUAGAAGCCGUUUGGGAUAAAUUUACUGCUCAAACAUGUACAUUUCCAUUUAUUUUUAAUUCGGUUAAUUAUACGGCAUGUACUGCGGCGAAUGAUACGCAAUUAUGGUGCUCGCCAACACCCAUCUACACAGGACAAAGACUCUAUUGCACUCCAACAGUUCCGAUACCUAAUCCAUCCUGCUCUUGGACUACUCUUAAUGUGAGUUCAUGUUCUGAAUCCAUACCAACAUCAUCUAAUCCGACUCAAUUUCUUUCUACAACAUGUACGAUCGAAUCGAUUACAGGCAUAUCACCUACGGAAGGCACUGUUGGAACUGAAUUAACAAUCACAGGCACACACUUCAGUGGAAAUAUGUGUGAUUAUGAUAUUCAAAUAGGAUCAUCCUAUCAUUGUCCUAUCAUAAACAUGUCAUCGACUGAACUUCUUUGUCAGAUUACAACAUACUCUAUGCUAGAUCCGAGAACAGACCAUAUUGUUCGUGUUGCUCGUUAUCGUCAAGGCUAUCUUGCUAAUCAAAAUCAAAUGCGAUUUAGAUUUCUACCAUCAAUCUCAAACAUUACUCCUAUGAUCGGUUCAAUUUAUGGUGGUACUCAUGUGACAAUCGAUGGAGAAGGUUUCAUAUCCGAUGAUACACUCGUGUUUAUCGGUGGUACCAAUUAUACACAUCGAGGAUCUGUAUCCUAUUCACAAAUCAUCUUCAUUACUCCACCAGAGUUAACAUAUGUGAAUUUGAAUAUAAACGUAUUCGUUUAUGUUCGUACGAGUCAGUCAGUAUGUCUUAUGCCAUCGUGCCAUUUCUCUUGGACAACAAGUGUUACGCCGUACUUUAAUUCAGUGAAUCCGUUACACAUCCGUGGCACUAUGAAUUUAACUAUUACCGGCCAAAAUUUGAUUAGUGGUGGAACAACAUUGGCCAAUGUUCAUGUGAAUAUCCAUGACAAUGCUUGUAAUAUCACACAGAUGAGCAAUAAUUCGAUUGCAUGUACAGUAAGUGGUAUCGAAGCUGGUGAACAUCGUAUCGAUGCAUUCAUUGAUGGUAUUGGUAAUGUUUAUUCAUUGUUGAAUAUUACAUCUGAUGCCGUUGUGUCGACGGUAACACCUGUCAGUAGUAGUGUUCAUGGUGGUGCUACAUUAACCAUUGAUGGCCAUGGCUUUUCGAACAAUGCCAGUGAAAUUCAAAUUACGAUUGGCUCAAAUUCAUGUCCUGUAAUUGAAGCAAUAGAGAGUCGAAUUGAAUGCACCAUACCUCCUCAGGGUAGUAGUUCCAAUACAGCUAACAUUAGUAUCAGUUCACAUCAAAUUUCUUUUCCAUCUUCAUUUAUAUUGAAUUACAACAACACAAUAACACCAAAUAUCACUUCUGUAAGUCCAACUUUUGGCAGUAACUCACAAGUUUUAGUUAUUACGGGACAUAACUUUGUUGGUACUGGACAAACCGAUGUUACCGUAGGAGAUACUCCUUGCAAUAUCACUACACGUUCAAUGGGAUCCAUUACAUGCACAGUUGGCUCGAGUCUAUCAGCUGGCAAUCAUACAAUUAAUGUUCAUGUAGACGAUAUUGGAGAUUCUAAUGAAGAUAUUGUCUAUAGACAUGAUCUUUCCAUUACAAGUAUAACACCAUCGGAAGGAGGCUAUGGUGGUGGUAUAUCAAGUACGAUUCGUGGCAAUGGAUUCAAGGGAACUGAUGUCGACGUGAAUGUAUGUAAUAAAUCUUGUUUAUCAAUACAAAUUGAAUCUAAUGAUCAACUCACCUGUGUGACACCUCCGAUAUCUAUGGCUUCAAUGAAUACUGUGUGCAAUAUGACAGUGGAUGUUGAUGGCAUCAGAAAAAAUACAGUAUUCACCUAUAAAAUUAAUUUGACCGCAACGGUAACAUCAGUGAGUCCAAGUCGAGGUGGAACUGGUGGUGGAACAACAAUUACAAUUAAUGGAACCGAUUUUCCAACUUCGAUAAAUGCUGUAACAGUAACUAUUAAUGAUAUACCGUGCUCCGUGCAAACAGUCACAACAACAAGUAUUACCUGUGAGACAGGUAGUCAUCGAUAUUCAAGUGUACGAGCUCCAAUCAUGGUAUCUAUCAAUGGCAGUGGUUAUGCUAUUGGUUCAGUUUACUUUCAAUACAUCGAUCUUUGGUCAAGUCCAUGGACAUGGGGUGGUGAUGAACCACCGGAAGCUGGUACACUUGUGGUGAUUGAAAAUCAGGAGACUAUCUAUUUGGAUAUUGAGACACCUAUUUUGAAAGUACUUGUCAUUGAUAAUGCUACAUUGAUCUUCGAUGAUUUUCAAGAUGUUGCUUUGAAUGUCGAAUAUAUUGUCAUUGUUAAUGGUGGUCGUCUUGCAGUUGGAACAGAAUCAAAUCCAUUUCAACAUCGUGGUGUCAUCAACAUGUAUGGACACUUACGAUCGAUUGAAUUACCUAUUUAUGGUGCUAAAGUAUUGGCUAUUCGUGAAGGUACGUUGGACAUGCACGGAAUACCUACUAUUCGAAUUUGGACACGAUUGGGAGCAACAGCUAGCAAUGGUUCAUCAACAAUCACUCUUUUGCAACCUGUCAAUUGGACUGUCGACAGUCAAAUUGUUAUUGCAACUACAAGUGAUCGUUUUAGUCAGAAAGAAAGUGAAAUUCGUCGUAUUAAGAAUAUUUCAUCGAAUGGGUUAAUAUUAACUCUGGAUAAACCAUUAACAUAUACCCAUUUAGGUAUUACACAAAUGUUGAAUUCAACAACUGUUGAAAUUCGUGGUGAAGUGGGUCUUCUUUCGCACAACGUCAUCUUUCAAGGUUCCAUUACUGAAACAUGGGAUGAAAUUAUAGAAGCAUGCCCAGCUGGAUUCAAUCCAGACGAAUUUGCCGUACAGACAUGUUUUCUUGGUCGAUAUGGACAAGAGAUCGGUUCUGAUCAGUUCGGUGCAAUGAUUAUGGUUAGCCAGGAUGAUAAUAUUACCAAUAGUAGUCAACGAGUUGCUGUUCGUCUAUCGAAUGUCGAAGUUUUUCAUGUUGGUCAAGCAUUUCGUCUUGAUCGUUAUGCAAUACAUUUUCAGAGAAAUGGUAAUAUGAGUGAAUCCUAUGUAAAAUCAUCGUCUAUUCAUGAAUCAUUCAACCGAGCUAUUCACAUUCAAGCUAGCAAUUAUAUCACCAUUGAGGACAAUGUUAUCUAUAAUAUCAUGGGAAAUGCAAUGUUUUUAUCGGAUGGUAUUGAGGUUGGACAUGUUUUUCGAGGCAAUCUGGCCAUUUUUGUUCGAACAAGUUCGAGUCUUCUUAAUGAAGAUCUUACACCAGCAGCAUUUUGGUUGAGCAAUCCCAAUAAUUUUGUCGAAUUCAAUGCGGUAGCUGGCACGACUCAUUAUGGUUAUUGGUAUCGAUUCGAUAAUAAACCUGAAGGAUUUUCACUUCAAACCUAUCCUGAUUACUGUCCCAAUCGACAACCUUUUGGUAGCUUCUACAAUAAUAGUGUGCAUAGUACGGGUCGAUUUGGAGUUUGGAUCUAUCCUGAAUAUGCUCCAACAAUGUUCGGUGAUUGUAAUGGUACUUAUCCAACGCAAGCAACAAUUGAAGGUUUGAUUGCGUGGAAAAAUAAUAAAGGAAUCGAAGUAGUCAUGUCUCGCACGAUACAAAUCAAGAAUGCAUUAGUUUUUGACAAUGCUGACAUGGGUAUUGCCUACAUUACAGCUGUCGGCCAUCAAGAAACCAAUCCACCAUAUUUACGUCCAACAUUCUAUGAUGGUUUGAAUGGCUCAUUGGUAGUUGAUAGUAUAAUUAUCGGUGAUGUCGGUAUUUCUCCUACUCCAAUCAUACCAAAGACUGCUGGUCUUGUUGUUAUGUGGGAUCGUGGCCUUCGUGUUCGGAAUGUUGUUUUUAUGAAUUUUCCAAGUAAUGAAACACGUGCUAUAUAUGGACCAAUCAUCCUUGAUCGAUGUACUGAUCGUUGCGGAGGUUGGCUAACAUAUUUCUCAAACAUCUCAUUUAUCGAUGUUACAGUUCGUGGCAAAUUUCGAUGGGCCUACGAUGCUUUAUACUAUGAUGAAGAUGGUAGUUUGACUGGCCAAUCCGACUCGGUCAUCAUGGCUCCAGAUGGUCUUACUAAUACAUCCUUGACUUGUACGUUAGUAUCAACGUUUGAAAAUGCUAUUCAAUGCCCUCGAUCACAAGGUGCUUGGUUACGAUUUUCAUUUCGUGAAAUAUUAGAAAGACCUUUGGGUCGACUAUUUAUUGAUAAUGAUAUGAAUUCAACGACUAUCGUGCCAUGGCUUCGAGAACAGCUAACCUAUCCAAAUGGAUAUUUAGUUGUAUUGCAAGCAAAUCAAUCGUACAUAUUGCGAUUUGAAACAACUAUAACUUCUCAACAGAUGAGAUAUACAGGUGUUGUUUACGAUGUAGCUCCAGGUGAUUAUCUCAUCAUUCAGCAUCGCAUGAACGUUGCACCAUAUAAAGCGAAUACAACAAUCGAUCGACAAAUGAUUUUAGGAUCAAUAACUCCACUAUCGGCAUCGACUAGUACGAAUGGUGAUUGGUACUAUGACGGUGUUACUUCACUUUUUUCGUACAUCAUUCUAAACCCAUUAACGGCUAAUGCAAGUGUCGACAUAGAACUCUCAUAUCAAGUGUACAUAUGUCCAUGUAAUAGUUGUGGAUGUCCUGUGACUACGACAACAACAACAACAACAACGACAGCAACAACAGCUUCAACAACAUCAGCUACAACAGCGACGACAACAACAGCAACCACAUCCACAACAACAUCAGCAACAACAUCGACGUCAACAUCAGCAACAACAGAGACGACAACAUCAGCAACAACAACCACAACCACAUCAGCAACCACAACAACUUCCACUACGUCUACAACGGCUACUAGAACGACGACGACAACCACCAUGUACCUGCCUCCAAUACAACCUUGUAACGAAUUACCAACAAGUCCGCAAGUGUGCCAAAGUAUCGAUAUUAAAUAUUGGUCAGUCGAUUCUCACUGGACAUUUGGACCACAAGAUUAUAUAAAUUGGAUUGGUGUUAAACCUGAUCAUGACAAUAAUAUCUUUGUUCCUCGGUGUAUUUGGCUAAUUAUCGAUUAUCCACUUCCACGUAUUCGAGCAUUGAGAAUUGAUGGUGUCGUCGAAUUUCAACAGGGACGAAGUCAUAUAAUGAAUGUUGAUAACAUUAUUAUCAAUGGUGGUCGGCUAAUUGCUGGUUUACCGAAUGCACCAUUCAAUGGUAGUGUCGAUAUAAUUAUGAAGAAUAGUGGUCCAAUUACUAUACAAUUGCCUCAAAAUUAUCCGAUAUUAGUGCCAAAAAUGAUCAGUGUUUUAGGUGGUAUCGAUUUACAUGGUAUCUCACAUAGAAUUACUUGGACACGUCUAGCUAUGACCGCUGUAUCAGGUCAAAAUAUCAUUACUUUAAGUCAAUCUGUUAAUUGGGUUGUUGGCGAUGAAAUCAUUAUAACAACCACUGAUACGAACAUUUCUCAUACUGAGCGACAUCGUAUUGUCAAUAUACAGAAUGCAACAGUAAUAUAUACAGCAACACCACUUGCUUAUACUCAUCUUGUUAUUCAACAUACAUUCGUCAAUGGACAAGUGAUCAAUGUGGCAGCUGCUGUCGGAUUAUUGACACGUAAUGUACGUAUAAUUAAUCAAAAUUCGGGUUCUAGUUUGUCUGGAUUUCGAAUAUUUAUGACCGAAUAUCAAACAGAUGUGUGGCAUAUUUACUCCAGUCGCUAUUACAGUACAUGCUACAGGGGUUAUGCUCGAAUAUCGAAUACACAAUUUAUUGGUUUCGGACAGUUAGACGAUAGUUACAAUACGGAUCAACGAUCAGGCAUCUAUAUGAGUCGUCUUGGCGAUUACAAUCCAAACCGAGCUACUUUCAUCAAUGCUUCUUCAUUCGAUAGUGGAUUCAAUGCAGCAAUUAGUAUGUUGGGUACCAAUGGUAUAUCUAUUGCAAAUAAUGUCAUUUACAAUACAUAUCGAUCAGGUCUUGUUGUAACUGGAACGAACAAUAUCAUUCAAAAUAAUCUCGUUACAACUGUCUAUUGGUUGGGUACAGGUCAAAUACCAUCGGUAGCCGAAUUCAAUUUCAAUAAUGAUGGUGCUAUUAUGUCUCGUGAUGUUAAUAGUGUCAGAUUACUAGAUAAUAUGGUAGCUGGUGUUGAACGUUUAGCAUAUCGAAUUCAUGGUGAAUCAUGUGGAGGUUCGGAUAUUUACGUUCCACCAAAUAUAACCAAUGAAUAUUGGAAUAAUGAAGCACAUUCGGCUAUGUCUGGCGUCAACGUUUUGCCAGUAGACAAAGGAUUUAUCUAUGAUCGAAAAUGUGUGUUGAUCAAAGGAUUCAAAGUUUACAAAGCAUGGUACUAUGGUUUCUACAUCAAUUCACCUCGAAAUAUUACUAUUAGUUCAUGUUCAUCAAUCGAUAGUCAUGUCGGUAUUUUUACUUAUAUCCUUGGACCAUCAGCUUUAUCACAUGUAUCGAUUGCUAGUCGUGUUAAUAUUAAUGAUUCGAUUGUCAUUGGUUCAAUUACAUCACAAGAUUGUAAUGAUAAAAUCGAUUCAAAUUCCAUCAAUAUUCGACUAUCACAAAUGGCCAUACCUGGUGUAUCCGACAAUUCAUCUUUCAAUAUUACUGCUGGUCGAGUGGGUAUCGUUUUUCCAACAGUAUCACGAAAUAACUUUAUGCCUAUUCGUUCAUGGACUGGAAUUGGCAUUUAUCCUUGUCUUAAUGGUUCAAUGUCAAUCAUAAAUACAACUUUUGCUUUCUUCAAUGAUACUUGUGGUCGACAUGACGUUGCAAUUCAAGUGUCACAGAGAAAUGAUGAUGGACAAUUUCCGAUUACAACACGUUCUCUAUUUGUCUAUAAUACAUCGGAGGAAAAUCUUAUUUUCAAUGGUCUGCCAAAUUUAGGUGUAGUCAAUCCGAGCAGAUGUGGUGACAUGGAUUGUGAUGGUUUGAAAAAGAAUUUGUUGAUCGAUACAGAUGGUUCACUUUUUGGUCAACCAGCCAGUGUCUUUUCAUACGCUGAAGCUUUAUGGGGAAAUCAACAACAUGGCAUUGGAGAUUUUCGCAUUCCUUUAGUAGCAUACACCAACUUGACUGGACAUAGAAUGAACAUUAACUUAACUCAUCCGUACCGUGGCAUUAGUCGUACAAAUUCUUGUUCUCUUCGAUCAUCAUGGGGAAUGUACAUUUGUAAUUCGACGACUGACUAUCGUAUGUUAAUUAUUGAAAGUAUGGAUUCAGAUACGGAAAAACGACGUCUUUCACCUGUUGCUAUUAUGUCCAAGAGUGGUUACAUUGAUCUAAUCAAUGGACCUCAAGAUCAGACGUUUUGCAAUGGUUAUUCAUGUCGAAAACGUAUUUCAACAUUUAUGGCUAUCAUUCAAUCUGAACAAACCUAUGACAUAUAUUUCUCAAGUACUCCACCUCGACAAACACGUUUUCGUAUACUCAAUGCAAAUUCUAGUAUAAAAUGUAUUUUGGCACUUUAUUUUUAUUCAUUACAACAAAUUGAUUUUUAUGCGAAUACAUUGUAUGUACCACCAACGAAUCGAGAUCUUCGGUCUCCUGGUCUCAUGUUACUCGAUCAACCAAACAAUGUCACCUUAUUAUCACCACCUGGAAGCAAUUAUUUCAAUAGAACAUAUCAAAUGGCCUAUUUUCUCAUUGAUGGUAACACUACUAUUGAUGUGAAAAUAUCACCACUACUGAUUCUGUCUUUUGGUUUUCCACCAAUCAGUCCAUCAGCAUUUUUCUCUACCAAUCUUGUUAACAAUCUAGCCAUGUUGUUGAAUAUCAAUCCAGAGAAAAUUCGACGUGUUAACAUUGUUUCAGCCUCGAAUAAUACUCGUAUUCGUCGACAAGCCCCAUCUGUUACUGCAUCUGUUCGAUUACAGAUGGAACUACGUGAUGAACCUCGUCCUAGUACGACAGCAGCAACUGGAAUUCGAGCAGAAAUUCUAGCGAAUAUUGCUUCGUCAAUUAUCAAUCGUUAUCAAGCAGGUGAAUUACAAAUAGCAUGGGCAAAUCUCAAUAUAGCAGGUGGCAAUUCUCCAUCGAAUUUGAGUACACAAGAACCUUAUGAUGAUUUUCAAGUUGAAUUGAGUGUCAUACGUCAACUUUUACUUAUCACACCACCAUCGAACUGUCGUCAACAAAGUCCAUGUACAAUUCAACCAGUACUUGUUGCCUAUGAUGUACAAGGAAAUGUUAUUCAAAAAUUAGGUUCAAACGAUCGACCAUGGCAAGUGAAAGCUAGUCUCGUCAAUCAACCAAAUGUCAUGUUGCCGGGUAGUAUAGCCAACUAUACUAAUGGACAAACACAAUACAGUCUACUCACUCUACCAGAUAAUGGUACUUACGAAGUUCAAUUUACUAUGAUUCUACCCGAUGGUGUAAACAGUACAUAUUUUUGGACAUUAAAUCUGACAGCUCAAACUACUAAUUGCACAGUAACACAAGCAGUGCUUGCUGGUCGACAAGUUAACAAUGUUUAUGUUGUCAAUGUUAAUGAAACAUUUAGUAUAAGUGUUAUGCCCAUUGAUAGUGUUACUCGACUGAGACUUGGACAAAUUCAAUGGGGAGGUUGGCAAUGGUCUGCCAAUGUCAACAUGUAUAGCUUACCGAGUUUUAAUCGUCUCGGAUCACUAGUUAGGAAUAGUACAUCAAGAACUAUAGUCAAUCUCGUAGCUGGUACUGUUACUAUUACUAAUCUAGCACUCAAUUUUACCGGUAUGUAUGUGCUACAAAUUCGUUCAAAGUCUUCCAACAAUGAACAUGACAUUAUGUUAACAUCGAAUGGUAUCCUUGUCAAGGAAGAUAAGAGUAAUUUUGUUACUGAAACUGAAGGAUUCUCAAGCAACAUCACAUUCCAAGGUGAUUUUGAUGCACUCAAUGCUAGUGAUCAACUAGAAAUCAAACGUGCAACAAUUUACAAUUAUUUACUUAGUGCCACAGGUACUAUUGUUGCCUUGUUUGAAGUUGAACCAUUGGCUACAAAUAUAUCAAAUGCCGUGUCAAGUUUGUUAUCGAAUCCUAAUACCAUAUCCGGUCUCACGAUUAGUUCACUGAAUAUCAAUGGUCGUUCCUAUUCAGUUUCAGAUCUAUCGAACCACAACGAAACGAAUAAUACUGAUAAUGGUUCGACUAAUGUCGGUUUGAUUGUUGGUCUCGUGGUUGGUCUAGUCGGUGGUUCAUUAAUUGUUGCCGGGAUCGUGUUGGUUUAUCAAUUAUAUCCACGAAUGCUUGUACAAAAUCGUCUUGGAGUCGCAGAAACUAUUGGACAGCAACCGAUAUCGAAUACAGCACUAACUGUAUCAGAUGUCGAACUAAUCUCAUUUUCCCCGGUUUCAUAUGCUCCAUCAGCACCUAAUCAAAUUCACGUCUCGAAAUACGUGUAUCCUUCUCAACCUCAAUUGACUACGUCCAAACCUAACGCACCGAAUUUCAAAAAAGCUGAACCAGGACAAUCACCACUUGCACCGACAUUAAUUUCAUUCAAUUAA
Molecule: messenger RNA, 13761 nt
Organism: Rotaria sordida
Lineage: Eukaryota; Metazoa; Rotifera; Eurotatoria; Philodinida; Philodinidae
Source: the annotation of a GenBank genome assembly